Betta splendens (Siamese fighting fish) is the source of this 6462-nucleotide messenger RNA. RefSeq names its product kinesin-like protein KIF13B. Gene Ontology annotation, cellular component: adherens junction. The record is from RefSeq and is a predicted model, not a curated record. The transcript is spliced from 41 exons. Lineage: Eukaryota; Metazoa; Chordata; Actinopteri; Anabantiformes; Osphronemidae. Gene Ontology annotation, biological process: regulation of protein localization; microtubule-based movement. Gene Ontology annotation, molecular function: microtubule motor activity; cell adhesion molecule binding; microtubule binding. Bases 150 to 6269 code for a protein of 2039 amino acids.
GAAAGAUUUGAAAAACGUUUUAGAAGUGUUAAAAUGUUUUUACUGCCUGCUCUUAUCGUAUCAGUUAAUUAGAUGGAACAAAGCCUAUUUUUUUAUUUUCUUCUCGAGCUGCUUCAGCGCUAACUUCCUCGUAGGAGCACAGAUCUGUAAUGCAUGUGGAUCCGCGCUGGGGCGCUGAAAUCCCUUCACAGCCAGUGGCAGGAGUGUGUGCAGAGCCGAGCGACUCUGUGGAACUUAGGCGCUCAGUAAAUCUCACGGCAAAUCUCUUUAGCGGCGACUUGACAUGGCUUGACUGGUCUCUGCGGGGAGUUUCAGGAAAUGCAACAGGUGGAAUGGCCGAGGCUGUGACUCGUGGACUGGCGUCACGUGACGCCAUGGAUGACACGAGCCCCAGCGGCUCCAACGUAAAGGUCGCAGUACGUGUGCGACCCAUGAACAGGAGAGAAAAAGACCUAAAAACAAAAUGCGUGGUAGAGAUGGAGGCCAACCAGACUAUUCUGUAUCCAGCCCUCACCAUUGUAAAUAAAGGAGACCCCCGGAAUCAACCCAAGGUUUUCGCCUAUGACUACUGUUUCUGGUCUAUGGACGAAUCUCAAAAGGACAAAUUUGCAGGCCAGGAUGUAGUGUUCCAGUGCCUUGGGGAGAGUCUGCUGAACAAUGCCUUCCUGGGCUACAACGCCUGCAUUUUUGCAUAUGGACAGACAGGCUCUGGGAAGUCGUACACCAUGAUGGGCUCAGCGGAGCAGCCGGGUCUGAUCCCUCGACUCUGCACCUCCCUGUUCAGCAGGAUUAUGUCUGAGGCGCGGGAGGGAGAGAGCUUUACUGUGGAGGUCUCCUACAUGGAGAUUUACAACGAGAAGGUCCGAGACCUCCUCGACUCCAAAGGAAGUCGACAAGCACUGAGAGUGAGAGAGCACAAUGUAUUGGGUCCCUAUGUGGACGGUCUGUCCCGUCUGGCUGUGGCCAACAACAAGGACAUUGAGUCUCUGAUGUCCGAGGGAAAUAAGUCUCGCACAGUGGCUGCCACGAACAUGAAUGAAGAGAGCAGCAGAUCACACGCUGUGUUCAACAUCAUCCUCACACACACACUCAAAGACCUCCAGUCUGGGACAAAGGGGGAGAAGGUGAGCAAGCUGAGUUUGGUUGAUCUGGCAGGCAGUGAGCGGGCAGCAAAGACGGGAGCAGCAGGGGAGAGACUGAAAGAAGGCAGCAACAUCAAUAAGUCUCUCAGCACUCUGGGUCUAGUUAUUUCAGCCUUGGCUGACCAGGGAGCCGGGACCAACAAGAGCAAGUUUGUUCCAUACAGGGACUCUGUCCUCACCUGGCUGCUCAAGGACAGCCUGGGGGGCAACAGCCGCACCGCCAUGGUGGCCACCAUCAGCCCAGCGGCGGACAACUACGACGAGACCCUGUCCACCCUGCGCUACGCCGACCGGGCCAAGAACAUCGUCAACCACGCGGUGGUCAACGAAGACCCCAACGCCAGGAUCAUCCGAGAGCUGCGAGAGGAAGUGGAGAAACUGAGGGAGCAGCUCACGGAGGCUGAGUCCAUGAAGGCCCCUGAACUGAAGGACCGGUUGGAGGAGUCGGAGAAACUCAUCCAGGAAAUGACAGUCACCUGGGAGGAGAAGCUCAGGAAGACGCAAGCUAUUGCACAGGAGCGUCAGAGGCAGCUGGAAAGCCUGGGGAUUUCCCUGCAGUCUUCCGGGAUCAGAGUGGUCCAUGACAGGUGUUUCCUAGUCAACCUUAACGCCGACCCUGCCCUCAACGAGCUGCUGGUCUACUAUUUAAAGGAGCACACACGCGUGGGCUCGGCAGACUCGCAGGACAUCCAGCUGUGUGGGAUGGCCAUCCAACCUGAGCACUGUGUCAUCGACAUCACAGAGAACGGCGUGGUGCUCACUCCUCACCGCAAAGCUCGAACCUGGGUGAACGGUUCUGUAGUCACUAGCCCAGUUCAACUUCAUCACGGGUACCGCAUCCUGUGGGGCAACAACCACUUCUUCAGGAUCAGUUUGCCCAAGCGCAAGGUCCACGGAGCGGGCGAGGAGGAGGAGAGCGAGGCGGAGCUGAAGCCGGCCCUGAGCACCGACCGCCUGGAGGCGGAGCUGGACGCGUCCAGCGACGUGUCGAGUGAGCGGAGCUUCAGUUACGAGUCUGCACAGGCCGAGGUGAUGAUGAAAGGCAUGGACCACAACGACCCGCUGCAGUCGGUGCUGCAGACCCUGGAGAGGCAGCACGAGGAGGAGAAGCGCUGCGCCCUGGAGCGUCAGAGGCAGAUGUACGAGCAGGAGCUGCAGCAGCUCCGCAGGAAACUCACUCCUGAGAAAUCUCUGGAGCUCCUGGACGCGUCCGGUCAUCCAGCCGGCGCCUCCGCUGCUGCAGUAACAUCAGCUGGCUCCCAAAAACGCAUGCGGCGGUGGAGUGACGACAGGGAGGCGAUGAUGACCCGCAGCCUGCGGCGCAUGAAGGAGCAGAUAGUUCGCGCCAACCUGCUGGCUCAAGAGGCCAGCUUCAUCUCAGAGGAGCUUAACAAGCGAACGGAGUACCGGGUUACGCUUCAGAUACCUGCUGCCAACCUGGAUGCCAACAGGAAGCGGGAUGCGGUGUUGAGUGAGCCGGCCAUCCAGGUGCGGCGUAAAGGCAGAGGAAAGCAGAUCUGGGCCCUGGAGAAGAUGGAGAACAGGCUGGUGGACAUGAGGGAGCUCUACCAGGAGUGGAAGGAGUUUGAUGAAGACAAUCCUGUUAUGAGAUCCUAUUUCAAACGAGCCGACCCCUUCUUCGAUGAGCAGGAGAAUCACGGCCUGAUUGGCGUGGCCAACGUCUUCCUGGCCUGCCUGUUCCAUGAUGUCAGGCUGCAGUACGCCGUGCCCAUCAUCAAUCAGAAAGGAGAGGUGGCGGGCCGGCUGCACGUGGAGGUGUGGCGGGGCACAGAGGACCCGGAGGCUCAGCUGAGCCGCGACGGGGGUUCACAGGAGCGCAAACUGCGCUGUGUGGUGAAACUCCUCCAGGCCACCGGUCUCCCUCGCCACCUGUCCAACUUCGUCUUCUGCCUGUACCACUUCUGGGGACAGGAGGAGGACACGUUCGUCGCUCCCGAAGUGGCGCCGUCCAGUGCGUCCUCUGCCUCCACAGACCCUCAGUGCACCGUGGUCUUUGACAGCGCCCAGGAGUUUUCUGUUCCAGUGUCAGAGGACUUUGUGGACUUUUUGGCGGAGGGCUCUUUAGCCAUCGAGGUGUACGGCCACAAACAGGAAAACCACCGCAGGAACCUGGCUCUGUGGGACCUUGGAGUGAUUCAGGCCAAGACCAGAUCCCUUCGAGAGAGGUGGAGCGAAGUGACCCGUCGCCUGGAGUUGUGGGUGCAGCUGAUGGAGAUGAACGAGGCCGGAGACUUCACACCUGUAGAGGUUCUUCCUGCCAAAGACAUUCGCACCGGAGGAAUCUUCCAGCUGAGACAGGGUCAGUCUCGUCGAGUUCGAGUGGAGGUGCGUUCAGUGCCUGACUCGGGCACCAUGCCACUCAUUGCAGCCUCUAUUCUCUCUGUUGCCGUCGGAAACGUCCAAGUCCGACGAACGCAUCAGUCCAAGAACGAGCAGUGGGAUGGGAGUGAAGACAUGGACAGUUAUCAAGAGGUUGACCUGGAGAGGAUGAGGGAACAGUGGCUGAUCGCACUCACUCAGAGGCAGGAGUAUCUUGAUCAGCAGCUACAGAAGAUAGUGUCCAAGUCAGAUAAAUCGGAGGACGACGUGGAGCGAGAGUCCCAGCUGCUGGAGUGUCGUCUGACUCUGACAGAGGAACGCAACGCUGUUCUGGUGCCGUCCGCCGGUAGCGGCAUCCCUGGAGCCCCAGCAGAGAGGGUUCCUGUCCCUGGAAUGGAAACACACGUUCCUGUCCUGUUCCUGGACCUCAGCGUUGAUGAUUUCCAGUCCAGUCUUUCGGCUCCGUUGGCUGGCGGGCUGGACGCAAUACUCGGAGGCGAGGAUGAUGACGACUUCUUUGACCUCCACGUCGUUAAAAAUUACGAUCCAGAGGUGAAGGUGGAGGCUUCCUGGGACUCAACGGUCCACAACUGCCCCCAGCUGAGCCGCGUGGCGUCGGCUGAGCAGAGGGUCUACCUCACGGUGCGUGCUGUGCUUCAGCUGAGCCACCCAGCUCACAUGCAGCUGGUCCUCAGGAAACGCAUCUGCGUUAGUGUCACAGGGAGACAGGGUUUUGCCCAUAGCCUGUUGAAGAGGAUGUACCAGCGCAGCACCAUCUCCAGCUGUGGAGUAACAUUCGAAAUCGUCUCAAACAUCCCAGGGGACAUCCAUGGUCCAGAGGACAGAGAGAUGCUGGCCCGCCUGGCUGCCUGUGCAGAGGACGAGCAGUCAGCUGACAGUGAGGCUGCCAUAGAGAAGUACCUGCGCAGCGUCCUGGCUGUGGAGAACAUCCUCACGCUGGACCGUCUCAGACAGGAGGUGGCUGUGAGAGAACAGCUGGAUUCCAGAGGCAAAGCUCCCCGACGCUGCCUGAGCUCCCCAAACAUCAACCGGCUGUCAGCCCAUAGUCUGGAUUUCUACUCGUCUUUUCAUAAGCUCAAGGGCUGGGACAGCCACCAGGACCUGGUGGGGCCUCCUCCACCCAGACGCACACUCCCCAACUCCAUAUCCCAGGACCUUAACACAGACACAGUGAAGGCCGUACCCAAACUGCUGAAGUCGCUGCUUCCUGGUGGGAAAAACGAUAGCGGGGACCAGACAGCUCUCAAUCAGCAGAGUUUGCCGCGCAUCGUGGUGCAGUCAGCCAGUGUCGAAGACGGCAUGAGCAAACAUCAGCAGCCAGUUCCCGCUGAAGAAGCACCUCCUGCUGAUGAGCGAAGCGAGCUCAUCAGAUCUGUGCCCGUCCCACCGCCCAUCAUCCCAGAAAUGGACGAGUCCACCCACAGCCCAGUGAGCGAAGCGUCCAGCGGCUACAUGUCGACCAGCCUGUCUACCGUCACGCUGUCAGACGUCUACACGCUGAGCUGGGACCUGCCGCCGGCGUCUGGCUUCGAGGCAGUGCCGGAUGAAGAGGAGGAGGAUACUAAAGUGACACCAUCUGACACUUCCCGUCCAUCUUUUCCUGUAGGACCUGAGCGAUUGUUGCAAGGUUCGACCGGUGACGAGUGGAUCGAUCCAUCGAACCUAUCCAAACCAGACCACACAGACGUAAACUUCAGCCAGCAAGAAGUGAAUCACGCUGCUGAAGGACAAGUAAAGGAGUCUGAUCUAGUUGUUUCACCCCUGAACCAACCAGAACAAGUGUCUGAUUUUGAAUUAGACAAUUCAGAACCGCUUAAAGAAUCAACAUUAGUACAAGAGGAAGAGGCCGAAUCUCCAUCAGCGGACCACUCUGAACCCGAAGAACCCCAGACAGAAGCACUCAUGCCAGCUGUCCUAGAUGGGACAGAACCCAAACCUCCACUCCACACUCCAACACCAAACACACAAGCUCCAGGUCAUGUGCAACCAGACAUCCUACAGCCUAAAAAAGAGCAGCUGAAAUAUGACACAGCUCAAGAUCCAGCUCUGAAGGAGAAAUCAGCCCCUGCUUUAGAGGCACCCGGAGAGCCAUUUAUUGCAAAUAGCACUUCAGGUCCAGCCACAACGAUGGCACCUUCACAUGCUUCUGCCACUGCAGCUCCCCCGUCCACCGGUCAGCCUCCCAAAGCCGCCACCUUUGCAGCCAAUCCGUUCAAGAUCCAGAAAGUCAAAUCUUCAGACCUCAAAUCCUUCCAGCGUAUUCUGGGUGACGGGUCUGAGCAGGUGGACCAGGCACACAGCGUCGAGGCAGGACUUCAACUCUCGGUUCCAAGUCUGGAAAUAAUCUCUGACUCAGAGGAAGGGGAUUUAGCUUCCACCACCUUUCCUGAGUGGCUGAAAGAAGGGGAGUUUGUGACUGUGGGGCCCAAUAAGUGUGGGACUGUGCGAUACGUGGGACCCACAGAUUUUGCACAGGGCACGUGGGUGGGAGUGGAACUGGAGGUUCCAGCAGGGAAGAAUGACGGCUCAGUGGACGGCAAGCACUACUUCCACUGUAACCCCGGUUACGGGGUGCUGGUGCGUCCUGGCAGGGUGACCCGCGCCAAGCGCAGGCGCCAGCAGCAGCAGCAGCAGAAGCGCCGAAGCGCCAACCUGUCCGGAUCCAGCCCCAACCUGGCGGCGCUCACGGCUCUGGCCAAAGGCGACGGCGGCGGAGCGGCGGCCGGUCGCAGCAGGGGGGAGAAUCGCAAGUCCUGGAAUCCUUGAGAGCCCUCCUCAUCAGAUCCAUCUAACAGCCACUUGCUGGACACCCACUCAGACAUCACCCACACUGAGCAGCUGGUUGACGUGAGUACACGGGGAGCUGAGAGAGAGAGAGAGAGAGAGAGAGAGAGAGAGAGAGAGAGAGAGAGAGAGAGAGAGAGAGAGAGAGAGAGAGAGAGAGAGACAGAGAGAGAGA